AUGCCUUCAGCGACAGGAUCACAGUGGGAGAAAUAUACGAAGAAGUUCGCCGACGACGAGAUAGAAGAGAAGAAGAUCACACCUCUCACCGAUGAGGAUAUUCAAGUAUUAAAGACCUACGGUGCGGCACCAUACGGAGCUGCUCUCAAGAAGCUCGAACAACAGAUCAAGGAGCGCCAAACCAGCGUCAACGAGAAGAUCGGAGUGAAGGAAUCUGACACUGGAUUGGCACCACCUCAUCUAUGGGAUGUCGCCGCAGACAGGCAGCGGAUGUCCGAGGAGCAGCCCCUGCAAGUCGCAAGAUGUACGAAGAUCAUCCAGGACGAUAAGGAUGCCGAGAAGAGCAAAUAUGUCAUCAACGUUAAGCAAAUAGCCAAAUUCGUCGUGAACCUUGGAGACAGAGUCAGUCCUACAGAUAUCGAGGAGGGCAUGAGAGUUGGUGUCGACCGAAACAAGUACCAAAUUCUGUUACCUCUCCCUCCGAAGAUCGAUGCCAGCGUUACAAUGAUGACUGUCGAGGAUAAGCCGGAUGUCACAUACGGCGAUGUCGGAGGCUGCAAAGAGCAAGUUGAGAAGCUUCGUGAAGUCGUUGAGAUGCCCUUGCUUUCACCAGAACGAUUCGUCAACCUUGGUAUCGACCCACCGAAAGGCGCCCUGCUCUAUGGACCUCCAGGAACCGGAAAGACUCUUUGCGCCAGAGCUGUGGCCAACAGAACCGACGCCACAUUUAUCAGAGUUAUUGGAAGUGAGCUGGUUCAGAAGUACGUUGGAGAGGGAGCAAGAAUGGUCAGAGAGCUGUUCGAGAUGGCUAGGACGAAAAAGGCAUGCAUCAUUUUCUUCGACGAAAUCGAUGCCAUCGGAGGUGCUCGUGUGGACGAUGGUGCAGGAGGUGAUAAUGAAGUCCAGCGAACUAUGUUGGAGCUCAUUACUCAGCUGGACGGUUUUGAUGCCCGAGGAAAUAUCAAGGUUAUGUUCGCUACCAACAGACCAUCGACGCUGGAUCCUGCACUUAUGAGACCUGGACGUAUCGACCGAAAGAUCGAGUUCUCCCUCCCAGAUCUCGACGGCCGUGCAAACAUUCUUCGAAUCCACGCCAAGAGUAUGUCUGUGGAGCGUGACAUUAGAUGGGAGUUGAUUUCACGUCUCUGCCCCAAUUCAACAGGUGCCGAGCUUAGAAGUGUGUGUACAGAGGCAGGCAUGUUUGCCAUUCGUGCCAGACGCAAGGUUGCCACAGAGAAGGACUUCCUGAGCGCGGUUGACAAGGUUAUCAAGGGCAACUUGAAGUUCAACUCUACUGCUACUUAUAUGCAAUACAACUAG
Molecule: messenger RNA, 1320 nt
Organism: Cadophora gregata
Lineage: Eukaryota; Fungi; Ascomycota; Leotiomycetes; Helotiales; Ploettnerulaceae
Gene: RPT1
Product: 26S proteasome regulatory subunit 7
Exons: 6
Coding region: 1-1320 (439 amino acids)
Biological process (GO): proteasome-mediated ubiquitin-dependent protein catabolic process
Cellular component (GO): proteasome regulatory particle, base subcomplex
Molecular function (GO): ATP hydrolysis activity; ATP binding; proteasome-activating activity
Source: RefSeq, a predicted model, not a curated record